Molecule: messenger RNA, 678 nt
Organism: Chelonoidis abingdonii (Abingdon island giant tortoise)
Lineage: Eukaryota; Metazoa; Chordata; Testudines; Testudinidae
Gene: ACBD7
Product: acyl-CoA binding domain containing 7
Biological process (GO): fatty acid metabolic process
Molecular function (GO): fatty-acyl-CoA binding
Source: RefSeq, a predicted model, not a curated record
AUGACUCUCCAGGGAUUAAAAUGUCUAAUACUCCAUUGUUUGAUUGCCCCCCCCCACCUUCAGGCUGAUUUCGACAGUGCUGCAGAAGAUGUAAAAAAAUUAAAAACGAGGCCAAGUGAUGAUGAGCUGAAGGAACUAUAUGGACUCUACAAACAGUCUACUGUUGGAGACAUUGAUACUGAGUGUCCAGGAAUGCUAGAUCUGAAAGCCAAAGCCAAAUGGGAAGCAUGGAACAUUAAAAAAGGUUUAUCAAAGGAGGACGCCAUGACUGCCUAUAUUUCUAAAGCAAGAGAGAUGAUAGAAAAAUAUGGGAUCUAAAAUACUCCACAAUGAUUGCCAUAAAUAAUUCAUUAACUUUUCAGUAGCUAAUGAACUAACUCUUUUGAGGAAAAAAAUGCAAUACUAACAUUUUCGUGUUUAGUUUGACACUAAGAUUUACCAACAUGAGCUAUUCACCUACAAGGUAGUAUUUACACAUGCACUGUACUUCUUAAGACACUAACUGUACUUCUUUUAGAACAUUUUUACCUACAAGAUUUAUUUAGGUUUUAAACAAUCUCUUCUUUUUCCCUUUUUUUGAGGAGGCAGAAAGAUCAAAUUCCUCCUGAAGACAAAACUACUUACCUGUCUUUUUUUCCAAAAGAUGUAAUGGAGUACAGGGAGAGGGACUGAAAAAGA